AUGGCAACCACCACCAUCACCAAGACUCCUCCAGCACACUCGCUGCUGCUGGAAGGUAGCGAUGUCCCGUCCUCUGAGAACGAUAGUACACGCUCGCCCACCGCACGGAAGUUCCGCCUCCAACAGUCGGUGGUGAUAGCCCAGCUGUCGGCCGUCACGCUUACCGCCAGUGUCAUCAAUGGGCUGGUCGUGGUCGGUCUGCCGACGAUCACCAAGGACCUUCAGCUGCCGUCCUCGCUCUCCUUCUGGCCCUCGUCCGUGAGCAGCCUGGCCACCGCGUCCACCCUGUUACUGGCGGGAUCCAUCGCCGAUGCUAUCGGCCCGCGGUGGGUUGAGCUUGUAGGCUCGUUCGCCAGCGGCCUGCUGAUGAUCGGGCAAGGGCUGUCUCGCAAUGGGGAUGAGCUGGUCGUGCUGCGCGCUCUACAGGGUGUCGGGCUGGCGUUCCAUCUCGCCUCGUCAAUCUCCAUCAUCACGCAGCUCCUGCCUCCCGGCCAGGGCCGCAACCUCGCCUUCUCAUGUCUGGGUCUCAGCCAGCCCCUUGGCUUUUCCUUAGGGUUGGUCGUCGGAGGCGUGCUCGUGGACACCAUCGGCUGGCGCGCGGGCUGGUAUCUGGCCGGUGGAAUCACCCUAUUCUUCGCGGUCGUCGGCCUGUGGGCUGUCCCGCAGAGUGAGACCCAUCGACACGCGGACUUGAUGCACAAUGUCAAGACGCAGAUCGACUGGGUUGGCGCCGGGCUCGCCUCGGCCUUCAUGGCGUUGGUGUGCUAUCUGUUGGCCAUCCUGAGCGCCGAUCCAUCUCGCAUCCGCUCCGCCGAAGCAAUCGUCAUCCUAUGCGUGGCAGCCGUCGCCCUCCCCGCGUUCGUCUACUGGAUGCACCACCAGGUCAAGCGGAACAAACCAGCUCUCAUCCCCAACUCUCUCUGGCGCAACAAGUCCUUCAGUAGCAUCAGCGUCACGAUCGCCGUUUCUAAUGCCGUGAUCAACUCCAUGGAACUAUUCGCCAGUUUAUACUUCCAAGAAAUCCAAUCCCUCUCGGCCCUGCAAGCCUCCAUCCGCAUCCUCCCCAGCCUGAUCAUCGGCAUCCUCAUGAACUUCGUGAUCGGGGUCUUCGUCCACCGCGUCCCAGCCUUCUGGAUUGUCACGGUAACCUCCAUCCUCUGCGCCGGCUCCCCCCUCCUCAUGGCCCUGAUCCAGCCUGCCUGGCCCUACUGGGCCAACGCCUUCAUCGCCCAGCUCCUGCAGCCCGUCAGCUUCGACGCCCUGUACACGGUCGGCCUGAUUAUUAUUACGGACAGUUUCCCGGAUACGACGCAGGCGCUGGCCGGCGCGGUGUUCAACACCUCGGCGCAGUUUGGUAGUGCGCUGGGCAUGGCGGUGUUGCAGGUGAUUUCGACGGUGGUGGCCGCGGAGAAUGCCUCGAAACAAGAGAAGCAGGCGCUGAUGGCUGGCUAUCGGGCAAGCUUUUGGACGAUGUUUGGGUUUAUGCUUGUUUGUACGGUCGUCGGGUUUGUGGGGUUGAGGAAGACGGGGAGGGUUGGGUUGAAACGGGAUUAG
Aspergillus uvarum CBS 121591 is the source of this 1554-nucleotide messenger RNA. RefSeq names its product putative MFS transporter. The record is from RefSeq and is a predicted model, not a curated record. Gene Ontology annotation, molecular function: transmembrane transporter activity. NCBI's taxonomy places the organism in Eukaryota, Fungi, Ascomycota, Eurotiomycetes, Eurotiales, Aspergillaceae. The transcript is spliced from 3 exons. Gene Ontology annotation, biological process: transmembrane transport. Bases 1 to 1554 code for a protein of 517 amino acids. Gene Ontology annotation, cellular component: membrane.